Messenger RNA from Cornus florida, 1230 nucleotides. RefSeq lists its product as uncharacterized. Bases 128 to 1078 code for a protein of 316 amino acids. The record is from RefSeq and is a predicted model, not a curated record. The transcript is spliced from 3 exons. Gene Ontology annotation, molecular function: protein binding. NCBI's taxonomy places the organism in Eukaryota, Viridiplantae, Streptophyta, Magnoliopsida, Cornales, Cornaceae.
UUUCUCAAUGCGUUCAAUGAUCCGACUAAAAAUCAAUCCCCCAACUUUCUCGGAAACAAUCUCACUCUAGGGUUUUCAACUUUCACACAAAUUCAACAACUCUUCGUAAGAAAUUUGAGGUUACACAAUGCUUCUUCGAAGCGCUUCCACGCCGGUAUUGAAUUCAUGGUUACCGCACACGAAAGAGUCUUCGCCGGAGCCAGAAAUUGUCGUUCAUGUUCCCAAGGCUCGACUGGUUUCGAUGGCGUCAAUGUCGUCGUCUUCUUCGCUGUCUUCGAGCUCUGAUUCCGUGAAGAAGAUGACCAGAGCGGUGUCAGAGACCGACCUCAGAGAGCUCUCGGUUUUGAAAAAGAGGCCGUUCAAUAAGAGCUUGGGUGGGCUUUCGACGAUUGAGAUGGAAGAAGAGGAGGGAGAGGUGGGACCCGUUUCAAGAUCGGCGUCGUUGGAUCGGUUGCUGUUUUCGAGUAUUGGGUUGGAUGAAGCGGUGCACGAGGGCUGUGCAGUUAGGGAUAGGGAUGGGAAGGGAUUGGCGGGGCUUGCUGUGGGUGGUGGGGUUGGAGGCGGCGGUGGUCGGAUCGGUGGUGGUGGUGGUGGAGCAGGAGGUGGAUCGGACGGUGAUGGGAGUUCUGGUUUCUGGGAAUCCAAUCGUGGGAGCGAUAUUACGGACGUUUAUUAUCAGAACAUGAUUGAGGCAAAUCCUGGAAACGCUCUUCUUCUCGGCAAUUACGCGAGGUUCUUGAAAGAGGUACGAGGGGACUUUGUAAAGGCUGAAGAGUAUUGUAGCAGAGCAAUAUUGACGAAUCCUAGUGAUGGGAAUGUUCUGUCACUCUAUGCUGACUUGAUUUGGCAGACACAUAAGGAUGUGCAUCGUGCUGGGAGUUACUUUGAUCAAGCAGUUAAAGCUGCCCCUGAUGACUGUUAUGUUUUGGCUUCAUAUGCUCGGUUUCUUUGGGAUGCUGACGAAGAAGAUGAUGAAGUUGAAGCCGAUAGAAGUAAGGAAACCAGUAAUAUUAAUUUAUUACAAUCAAGUUUCUUUCAAGGAGCUACACCACCCCCUCCUUUAGCUGCUGCUUCUUAGGCCCUAUCAACAUCACCUGUUAAUUUAGGAGGACAAUUUUUUUUUCUUGACCUUUUCCUUAUAUUUUUUUUUUGUACCCUGGAUAGCUAUUUUCUUUUUGCUCCUGACAUGUAAGAAAGAAAUAAAUGGUAAUAUAAGAAAUUUUCAUCGCA